AUGUCGGAGGAACGGAGAGACAUCCUAAAGCUGAGUCGUGAUUGGCUGCCUGUUCAGGAAGUGGUGGAUGCCGUCAGCAGUGCCUCCUGUGGAGCUGUUUCAGUUUUCAUAGGUACAACCCGUGAGGAUGAGGUGGAUGGCAGGAAGGUGAUUGGUCUGGAGUACGAGGCGUACGAGCUCAUGGCCCAAUCUGAGUUCAUUAAACUGUGUGGUGACAUCAGAGAGCGCUGGCCGACUGUUACGCAUAUCUGUGUCCACCACAGGCUGGGGUGGGUAAAGGUGGGCGAGGCCAGUGUUGUCAUGGCGAUUUCGUCACCUCAUCGCCAUGACAGCCAGCAGGCGAUCAACCACUGCAUCUGCCAGCUGAAGGCCAACAUCCCAAUCUGGAAAAAGGAGGUGUAUGACACGCAGGAAGCAAGCUGGAAGGAGAACUCUGAGUGUCCCUGGUCAGAUCACAGUAAAGUUCAGAGAGAAAACAUCAACGUGAACAUGUCGGUGUGAGCUGCUGCAAAUAAAGGGUAGAAUGUCUGAAAGAAACACGAAAGUUAUCGAUCUUUGA
This is a messenger RNA of Limanda limanda (common dab), 559 nucleotides long. Its product is annotated as molybdopterin synthase catalytic subunit. The record is from RefSeq and is a predicted model, not a curated record. Bases 1 to 501 code for a protein of 166 amino acids. Lineage: Eukaryota; Metazoa; Chordata; Actinopteri; Pleuronectiformes; Pleuronectidae. Gene Ontology annotation, molecular function: molybdopterin synthase activity. The transcript is spliced from 4 exons. Gene Ontology annotation, biological process: Mo-molybdopterin cofactor biosynthetic process. Gene Ontology annotation, cellular component: cytosol.